GAAUACAUUGUAUUAGCAUCAUGAGUACACCGUACUCCCCGAUCUAGCAAGAGUUUGAACGACUAAGGUACAGAAUACAAUAUCGAUGUAGUUACUACUCCAAUUAAUUUCCCCAUAUUCCGUACUGUGUAAGUAUGGCUGCUCCACUUCUCCGUACUAGACUUGCUUAUUAGCUUCCCCACAACGGUGGUCGAAGCCCAAUCAUGGCCUUGCACUGAUGGAUCCGACCGACAGCCGAGGCCACCCAACCGUACCGUAUCAUACGCCUGUGUUACAGCUUGACGGCAAGUCCACUCGGCAAGGUCUGGACAAUUUCCAGCACCGAGCAACGGCUUCUAUGAGACUAAUCUUUGAACCAACCUGAUCCAUUGGCUGUGUCCCAACUUUCGGCUCGGUAUUUUGAUCCAUUCGCCGACAGUGUUUUUGUUCCCCCAGACUUAGGAACCGCGGCUGAUUAUGCUUCUGAUUUUUGCCCCAGGUUAUUAUAUUAUUGCGACGUGUGCAUCAUUGCGGGGGAGCUAAUAACUUCUGUCUUCUCCAAAAAGAAGUAACCUUGGAAAAAGACAUUCGUAGAAGUACUACCGUGAUCAAUAAGCUUCCAACAUGUCUUCGCCUCAACAACGACUAUCUUCUAUCGCAAACCAGCUUACGAGCCCUGGUGCUACGUCCGCAAAGUCAAAGCUCUUAGCGAAGAACCCUGACGAUGUGGUGAUUACUCUCGCCCUGCGGACUCCUCUCACAAAAGCUAGGAAGGGUGGCUUGAAGGAUACCACGAUAGAUGAUCUUCUCAUCUCACUGCUGACGGAUGUGCGCGAGCGGUCGAAGCUCGAUCCUAACCUUGUUGAAGAUGUCUGUGUCGGGAAUGUCCUUGCUCCUGGCCAAGCUUACAUCGCCCGUUCCGCUGUGCUGGCAGCUGGUUUCCCCGUCACCGCCGCAGCAUCGGUUGCCAACCGAUUCUGUUCUUCUGGAUUGCUGGCGAUCCAGAACAUUGCCAACCAAAUCAUUGCCGGUUCAAUCGAUGUUGGUAUCGCAGUUGGAGCAGAGAGCAUGAGCACCAACCCCGACAACGGUGCCCCAGAGCUAUCCGACAAAAUCACAUCCCACCCAAUCGCCUCCCAGAACAAGCAGCCCAUGGGUCAGACCUCCGAAAAUGUUGCAUCUCAAUUUGGAAUCACUCGCGAAAUGCACGACCAGUUCGCUGCCAAGAGCUACCAGAAAGCAGAGCAUGCCCAGAAGGCUGGCUGGUUCAAUGACGAGAUUGUUCCCGUUCACACCAAAGUUAAGGAUCCUAAGACUGGAGAAGUGAAGAACAUUGUGGUCGAUCGUGACGAUGGUAUUCGUUAUGGCACGACUGCCGAAUCACUCGGCAAGAUCCGUUCAGCUUUCCCCCAGUGGAAGCCCAGUGCUACAACGGGUGGCAAUGCUAGUCAAAUUACCGACGGUGCCGCAGCACUCGUCCUCAUGAAACGAUCCCGCGCACAAGAACUGGGCCAGCCAAUCCUGGCCAAGUUUGGCGGGGCCACUGUUGCUGGCUUAGAGCCCCGAAUCAUGGGAAUUGGUCCGUCUAUCGCCAUUCCUAAGAUCCUUUCCAAGUUCGGCUUGACCAAGGAUGACAUUGAUAUCUUUGAGAUCAACGAGGCAUUUGCAUCCAUGGGUACUUACUGUGUUCAAAAACUCGGUCUUGACGAAUCCAAGGUGAACCCUCGGGGUGGUGCAAUUGCUUUCGGCCACCCAUUGGGAUGCACAGGAGCACGACAGGUUGUUACUGCACUCUCCGAAUUACGGCGACAGGGCAAGAAAGUGGCAGUCACCUCCAUGUGUGUUGGAACUGGUAUGGGCAUGGCUGGUAUUUUCGUCUCCGAGGCCUGAAGCUAGAUAUUAUUGUUUAGACUGAAGGUUGUACAGUCAUGAUAUGUAAAUAUGUUAUACCUAGACAAUUCCGAGCAUAAUAUGGAGUUCAUGCUGUUAUCUCGCGCUACAGAAUAGGGACGUCGAUGUAUCUCGCUCCUGGAGCCCGGUUUGUGUUUAUGGGUAGGACCAGCCUUUGAGCUGGCGUAUGAAAGG
Messenger RNA from Aspergillus pseudotamarii, 2064 nucleotides. RefSeq names its product putative peroxisomal 3-ketoacyl-coA thiolase (Kat1). Lineage: Eukaryota; Fungi; Ascomycota; Eurotiomycetes; Eurotiales; Aspergillaceae. The transcript is spliced from 6 exons. The record is from RefSeq and is a predicted model, not a curated record. Bases 604 to 1869 code for a protein of 421 amino acids. Gene Ontology annotation, cellular component: peroxisome. Gene Ontology annotation, biological process: phenylacetate catabolic process; fatty acid beta-oxidation. Gene Ontology annotation, molecular function: acetyl-CoA C-acyltransferase activity.